Messenger RNA from Perognathus longimembris pacificus (Pacific pocket mouse), 2604 nucleotides. It is a transcript of the gene Dcaf11, whose product is annotated as DDB1 and CUL4 associated factor 11. Gene Ontology annotation, biological process: proteasome-mediated ubiquitin-dependent protein catabolic process. Gene Ontology annotation, molecular function: protein binding. NCBI's taxonomy places the organism in Eukaryota, Metazoa, Chordata, Mammalia, Rodentia, Heteromyidae. The transcript is spliced from 16 exons. Gene Ontology annotation, cellular component: Cul4-RING E3 ubiquitin ligase complex. Bases 317 to 1951 code for a protein of 544 amino acids. The record is from RefSeq and is a predicted model, not a curated record.
UCGCGCAACGUCGUCCGCUCGCAGGCCCGGAAGCCGGGAGGGGUGUGACGUCGGAGGCUCGGGACGGAGGCGGGCUGUGGUUGGCCGCCGCCGAAGCGGCAGUCGGGGUAAACAAGGCCCGGCGCCCUGACGCGUCCCGAAACCGCUCUUGGCCGAGGUUUUGAUUGGUGGGCCGGAGAGGUUACCUGGGAAUCCACCCCCUCGGGGGACUUUGAUAGGAGACCCCGUAUUUCUAGAGCAGGCUUUGCUUUCACCAAGCCCAAGGAGGUGACAGGAAAAGCCCUUGCGCAGGACUUAAGCAUGCUGUGACCAGAAGAUGGGAUCCCGUAACAGCAGCAGCGCAGGAUCCGGGUCCGGAGACCCCUCCGAGGGCUUGUCCCGCAGAGGGGCUGGCCUGCGUCGGAGUGAGGAAGAGGAGGAGGAGGAUGAAGAUGUGGAUCUGGCCCAGGUACUGGCCUAUCUCCUCCGCAGAGGACAAGUGAGAUUGGUGCAGGGAGGAGGUGCAGCAAACUUACAACUCAUUCAGGCCCUCUCGGACUCGGAGGAAGAGCACGACAGUGCCUGGGAUGGCCGUCUCGGGGAUCGGUACAACCCACCGGUGGAUGCAGCCCCUGACACCCGGGAGCUGGAAUGCAAUGAGAUCAAGACACAGGUGGAGUUGGCCACAGGGCGGCUGGGACUUAGGCAGGCAGCCCAGGAGCGCAGCUUUCCUCGCAUGUUAUACCAGAGAGAACGGGGCCUCUGCCAUCAGGGAAGCUUCUCCCUGGGAGAACAGUCUCAGAUGAUGUCUCACUUCUUGCCCAAUGAGCUGGGCUUCAUCGAUACCUACUCUCAGAAGGCUUUCUGUGGCAUCUACAGCAAAGACGGUCAGAUCUUCAUGUCUGCUUGCCAAGACCAGACAAUCCGACUGUACGACUGCCAGCGUGGCCGCUUCCAGAAGUUCAAGAGCAUCAAGGCCCGGGAUGUGGGCUGGAGUGUUCUGGAUGUGGCCUUCACCCCUGAUGGGAACCAUUUCCUCUACUCUAGCUGGUCUGACUACAUUCACAUCUGCAGCAUCCACGGGGAGGGAGACACACACACCGCCCUGGACCUAAGGCCGGAUGAGCGUCGCUUUGCUGUCUUCUCCAUUGCUGUCUCCUCGGAUGGACGAGAAGUACUAGGAGGGGCCAAUGACGGCUGCCUCUAUGUCUUUGAUCGUGAACAAAAUCGGCGUACGCUUCAGAUUGAGUCUCACGAGGACGACGUGAACGCGGUGGCCUUUGCGGAUAUCAGCUCCCAGAUCCUGUUCUCCGGAGGGGACGACGCCAUCUGCAAGGUGUGGGACCGGCGCACGCUGCGUGAGGACGACCCCAAGCCGGUGGGCGCGCUGGCGGGACACCAGGACGGCAUCACCUUCAUCGACAGCAAGGGCGAUGCUCGGUAUCUCAUCUCCAACUCCAAAGACCAGACCAUCAAGCUCUGGGACAUCCGGCGCUUCUCCAGCCGCGAGGGCAUGGAGGCCUCACGCCAGGCUGCCACGCAGCAGAACUGGGACUACCGCUGGCAGCAGGUCCCCAAAAAAGCCUGGCGGAAGCUGAAGCUCCCCGGGGACAGCUCCCUGAUGACGUACCGGGGCCACGGGGUGCUGCACACGCUCAUCCGCUGCCGCUUCUCCCCGACGCACAGCACGGGCCAGCAGUUCAUCUACAGCGGCUGCUCCACGGGCAAAGUGGUCGUGUAUGACCUCCUCCGCGGGCACAUCGUGAAGAAGCUGAGCAGCCACAAGGCGUGCGUGCGGGACGUCAGCUGGCACCCCUUCGAGGAGAAGAUCGUCAGCAGUUCGUGGGACGGAAACCUGCGUCUGUGGCAGUACCGCCAGGCUGAGUACUUCCAGGAUGACCUGCCCGAGCCGGAGGAGGGCGCCCGCGGCCCCGCGCCCCCUCCCGCCGCCGCACUGUCCUCCCCCCAGUAGAUCCGACCCGCAGCCCCGCACAGGGCGGGCCUCUCCGCGGGUUCUCUGCCCUCCUCUUCCCUUUUCUCUUCUGGGAAAGACGCGGAGGAAUCAUUGUCAAUAGAUGGCAAGAAACAGAAGCCAGGCCCUGGGCCCAGCCACGCCCUGAAGAGCCUCCCACGGGGCCCGGGGCCUCGGCGUGGGCACCCUGGGGUCUCAGGACCUGGCUGGAGUCCCGACAGUGACUUUUGUCGCCGAGAGGACGGGCCUGCCCGUGCUGAAUCGUGUGUGGAUGUGAGGUGCGCGUGGACUGCCAGCCAGGCCCAUCGCGCCUCUCGGCACAUCAAGGGCCGCGGUGGCCAGUGGCGCUGGGUACCCCGGCCUUUCCUCCCGAGGUGGGGGGAGGGGCACAGAGUGGAUAGAGGGGUUUCCUAAGCACCCUCCCGGGAUGGGGACUUUGUCUCCUCUCACGUUUGGGCCUUUGGGGUUGCGCAGGUUGUGGUAGGAGAGGUAGAAGUCUCCAGAACUUUGUGUGGCCUGCCACGGGGCCAGCCCUCCCUUCCCAGAAGGCCCCGAUCAUUAUGCUGAACGCCAGCAGCUUCCAGGAAGGGUAUUGAGAUGGGACUCUGUCCUCGCACUGGCUUCGGCUCCCUCAAUAAACUGUGGGGCCCCGG